AAUGUAAAGCUUUUUCUCAUUGGAUAGGCGCAUGUGGUCGCGCGGGGAGGGUCGAGUGAGCAGAGUAGCUGGAAAAGAUGGAGACCGGAAGUGGCAGGAAGAGGCAGCACGAACCAGAAUCGGAGGCAUCGGGCCUGUCUGGAGAAGAAGAAGAGAAAGGGGAGGACAAGGAUGAAGACGACGACGACGAUGACGACUACCAGCCCUAUGUGCCCCUCAAGCAGCGCAAGCAGCAGCUGCUGCAAAAGUUGCUGCAGAUUCGCCGCAAGGGGGUGCUGGAGGAGGAACAAAGGGACAGUGGCAGUGAAUAUCAUGGCGAUGAAGAUGACAUACCCCUGGGCCCUCAGUCUAAUAUCAGCCUUCUGGAUCAACACCAGCAUCUCAAAGAGAAGGCAGAAGCACGUAAGGAGUCAGCUAAAGAGAAACAGCUUAAAGAGGAGGAAAAGAUCCUGGAAAGCGUGGCAGAAGGGCGAGCUCUGAUGUCUGUGAAGGAAAUGGCAAAGGGCAUCACAUAUGACGAUCCGAUUAAAACCAGCUGGAAGGCUCCCCGGUAUAUCCUGUCUAUGUCAGAAGCACGGCAUGACCGUGUGCGUAAAAAAUACCACAUCCUUGUGGAAGGGGAAAGCAUUCCACCUCCUCUCAAAAGUUUCAAAGAAAUGAAGUUCCCAGCUGCAAUACUGCGAGGCUUGAAGAAGAAAGGGAUCCAGCAACCAACUCCUAUCCAGAUACAGGGUAUUCCCACCAUACUUUCUGGUAGAGACAUGAUUGGUAUUGCCUUCACUGGCUCUGGCAAAACCCUUGUGUUCACCCUCCCAGUUAUCAUGUUUUGCCUGGAGCAGGAAAAGAGGCUGCCAUUUUCCAAAAGGGAAGGGCCAUAUGGGCUCAUCAUCUGCCCCUCAAGGGAACUGGCUCGACAGACUCAUGGCAUCCUGGAGUACUACUGCCGUCUGCUGCACGAGGAUGGGAUGCCUGCCCUGCGCUGUGCUCUUUGCAUUGGCGGCAUGUCUGUGAAAGAACAAAUGGAGACUAUCAAGCAUGGUGUACACAUGAUGGUGGCAACCCCAGGCCGUCUGAUGGAUCUGUUGCAGAAAAAGAUGGUCAGCCUGGAUGUCUGCCGCUACCUGGCUUUGGAUGAAGCUGACAGGAUGAUUGAUAUGGGUUUUGAAGGAGAUAUCCGCACCAUCUUUUCCUACUUCAAGGGUCAAAGACAGACCCUUCUCUUCAGUGCCACUAUGCCCAAAAAGAUUCAGAAUUUUGCAAAGAGUGCCCUUGUAAAGCCUAUCACAAUCAAUGUGGGGCGUGCAGGAGCUGCCAGCUUGGAUGUCAUACAGGAAGUAGAAUAUGUGAAGGAGGAAGCUAAGAUGGUAUAUCUACUUGAAUGUCUACAGAAGACUCCCCCACCUGUUCUUAUUUUUGCUGAGAAGAAAGCAGAUGUAGAUGCAAUUCAUGAAUAUUUGUUACUCAAAGGUGUGGAGGCUGUGGCUAUACAUGGUGGAAAAGACCAAGAGGAGCGGACAAAGGCUAUUGAAGCUUUCCGGGAUGGCAAGAAGGACGUUCUUGUUGCAACAGAUGUUGCCUCCAAAGGCUUGGAUUUCCCAGCCAUCCAGCACGUCAUCAAUUAUGACAUGCCUGAGGAAAUAGAAAAUUAUGUUCAUCGGAUUGGGCGUACAGGCCGCUCAGGGAAUACUGGCAUUGCCACCACUUUCAUCAACAAAGCCUGUGACGAAUCGGUGCUCAUGGACUUGAAGGCGCUGCUGCUGGAGGCCAAGCAGAAGGUGCCUCCCGUGCUUCAAGUGUUGCAUUGUGGAGAUGAAUCCAUGUUAGUUAUUGAAGGAGAAAGAGGCUGUGCCUUCUGUGGGGGCCUGGGCCAUCGUAUCACAGACUGCCCCAAGCUGGAAGCCAUGCAGACCAAGCAAGUCAGCAACAUUGGCCGCAAAGACUAUCUGGCACACAGCUCCAUGGACUUCUAGAUGGAUUCUAUCUUUUGGCUAGGCAUAGGCAAAUCAAUGAGUGUUUUUUUCUCUAGAAAAGAUGCCUUUCAUCUUUUCUGAAAUAAUUCCAGUGUAGUAACAGGCUGAUGGGGGACUUUUUCCAUUUGGGAAUCUUAUUGCUUCUGUUGAAAAUGUUGAUCCUUCCUCAAGGUGAAGUGCUGGGCUUGGCUGUGGUCCCGUCUCCCAUAUACCCUUCUGUUGUGGGGAGACACUUAAUACUACAUUUGUGCUGUUUUGGGGCAAUCACAUCACCUUGGUACCAGAGGUUGGUCAUCCUUUAAAGGCAUGCCUCAUCUUUUUUUAACACCUGCUGUUUGUUUUUAAGCUGUUCAGUACACCAUUUCUUGAGGAUAGCAGGCCGCUGCUGCAAUAGUUUGUUGCAUCAGAGGUUGUCACGUGGUGCUGGGCAGACACUGUGCUCCUCAGCAGUUGACCAUGAAGAGGAUGCAGAGACUCAGUAUGUAGUUCAUGUUCUACUGCUAUAGUUUCUGCUCCCUACAAAAACAGUUUGCAUAGUUUUAUUUAUCCCUUGCCUGGCCCCACCUGUCUAUUUCCAGCCAUGUUGGGUAUCUCUAGCAGCUCUGUUUUGGAUGACAGCUUCUGCAGCUGCAGAAGAGGCAAUCUUGCCCACUAAUGCUUGCUGAGUUAAAAGUCUCCUGGGACAGUCUGUCUCUCUUGGGACUUUUUUGCCUGUUAUAACUCUCUGGGUGCUUGCAGGCCCCAAAGAGGAAGUUCGCAGGCAGAGGAAGUUGCCUGCACUAUCAUACUUACUGACUCAUUCCUUGGGCAGCCACAAGAGCUCAUCAUCUUGGCAGUCUCUGUCGCACUCUUUACUGGGUUGCCAGUUUGGAUCUUACUCC
This is a messenger RNA of Python bivittatus (Burmese python), 2851 nucleotides long. RefSeq names its product DEAD-box helicase 41 (gene DDX41). The record is from RefSeq and is a predicted model, not a curated record. Gene Ontology annotation, molecular function: RNA helicase activity; nucleic acid binding; ATP binding. Gene Ontology annotation, biological process: mRNA splicing, via spliceosome. NCBI's taxonomy places the organism in Eukaryota, Metazoa, Chordata, Lepidosauria, Squamata, Pythonidae.